This is a messenger RNA of Sitophilus oryzae (rice weevil), 3880 nucleotides long. RefSeq names its product BAI1-associated protein 3. Lineage: Eukaryota; Metazoa; Arthropoda; Insecta; Coleoptera; Curculionidae. The coding region runs from base 10 to 3795 and encodes 1261 amino acids. The transcript has 20 exons. The record is from RefSeq and is a predicted model, not a curated record.
AGCGACAAGAUGAGUUUUUUCAACUCCCUGUCUGAAUACGUCAGCAACAGCGUCGCCGGUUUAUCGCUAAGUCCGAAAAGAUUUUCACUGAGCAGAACAGACACAUCCGAAAGCUCGGCAGGUGUAUCGCCAGGUUCUCGUAGCAACUCUGGAGACAGCAACACUCCGGGAUUCCCCAAAGUCGUACCCGCUCCGGGUGCGAGUGCCCUGGUCCAGAGGCGACGCAGUACUCUAGAAACCCUAGUACCCACCCCUCCAGUUCGGAGACCUGGAUCGUUCAGAGUGAGGUCGCCGAAAACGACGACAGAAAGACCUUCUACGUUCUGUUGUAGAAGAUUGAGUUGGCCGGAAAUCGAUCAUCAGGUUAGAUCUGGAGUUCAGGACAUAGACGGUUCAUAUUUUGAGAGUUUCACCGCUCUGGCGUGGAAGCAAGAAAACCAGCGACAGAGUGUACUCAGAAACGCAGAAGCGGUUGCUUCUGAGGCUCCUCCUCCUGAACAAGAUUUAGGCAUCAAUCCUCUGGAUUAUUCCUCUUCACAAAAUGAAAAGGACAAGCUCUACGUCGAAAUGCUCUACACGAUUGCAAAUACGGUUGGCGCGCCUGCUCCUGGUGGUCAAUACGCACACUACAAGGAAGAUUUAUACUUAUAUGGACAAAGGGCAUUUGGUAUGCCCCCCGACAGACAUUACAGAAUGCUGCACGUUGCUGGAGAGGAGCAACCACCCAUCGUCGUACUUAGCGUUAUAGUAAUAGAAGCUGAAGGCUUGGAAGCAAAAGAUGCAAACGGUUUUAGUGAUCCAUACUGUAUGCUGGGUAUACAACCAAUGGCAGCUCCAAGCUCACCCCAACCCUUAACACCAAAUCGCACACUAUCUGAUGCCUGUUCACCCUGUGGGAUUAAUCCCAAUUUUGGUGAUCUAAAUCAUGCUAGUGGUGGAGAAAAACUUAGAAAACAUCACAGUUUUAAAUUAAGUUUCAAGAGGAAGGAGGGCAGAGUUCGCGAACACAGAGACAGUCUAGGCGGUGCUCUACCAGCCAAAUUUAUUAGAGCCACUUCCGUCAAACCUCACACGCUGAAUCCAAAGUGGAACGAAAAAUUUCGAUUCGACAUUGACGACAUUAACAGCGAUUCAUUACAUCUGGAUAUCUGGGACCAUGAUGACGAAAGCUCAGUUUUAGAAGCAGUAAGCAAAUUGAACGAGGUACGAGGUGUCAGAGGUUUAGGAAGAUUUUUUAAGCAAGUCUGCCAGUCAGCUAGGCAGAGUUCACAAGAUGACUUUUUGGGCUGUGUCACGAUACCUUUACAAGAUAUUCCAUCCACCGGAUUAGAAGGUUGGUUCAGAUUAGAAGCUAGGUCCCAAAGGAGUUCAGUACAGGGAAGAAUAAGGCUGAAAAUGUGGUUAUCUACAAGAGAAAAUCGCGGUGCAGCCGAUGACGACAACUGGACAGAACUGACUCAACACGAGAGUCUCUAUGCCACAUUCGUGGACUACGAAUUGAAAAACUGGGAUAGAGAAACAUGGUCUUGGCCUGGAGACUUACCGGGACCAGCUCUCACCAUACUACACCAACAUGCAGUACAAGGUGACCUAACCGAACUGCAAACUGCGCUGGCGAGGUUCGUGGCCGCGUCCAGGAUUUACCUCAAAAACCCGCUGGACCCGCGAUGGAUGCUGCAACUUUUGACCGAUAUCGAGGACGCCUGGAUGAACUUCACCCUCACGAGGGAGGAGGAGAUGUGGAUGGCCGAAAAGUUUACAGCCAUGCAAGAGAGAUGGCUUCAGCAGUUGAGACAUCAUAGACAGCUAUUCCCAGCCCUUCAUCCGCCAUCCCUAACAAGAUUAGAAUAUCUUCUAAGAUGCCUGGCUUACCUGUCAAAUAUGAAAUCCUUUUGGAAAUGUUGUCCAUUCAACAAAGAGAUACGUGGUGAAAUAGUUGCCACUUUGAGGAAAGGGACCCCUGAGUGGUUUAGUUCGGUCAAAAAUUCAUUUAUGACGUCAGAAGAAUAUGAUGGGACAUUGGUAGACUUUUGUUCAGAAGUCUACGUUCAACUGAGACAUGGACUACACCAUUACCAUCCGUUAUUUGAAGGAACCAACGGAAUCCCAUAUUUUAGUGUAGUCUACAAACAAAUUGACAAACUCAUGGCCGACGAAGUGAUAAACUUCCUCAACCAAAACGAGCACAUCGACUCAUCCUACAGCAGAUUGAUAUUCUCCAUCUAUAUGGAAGUGAAAGACCUCUCAACAUUUAGUCACAAUUUACCAUCUGGAGGUGAUCACAAACUACUCUUAGUCAGGUGUCACGAGUGGUUUGAACCAUCAGUGAGUCAUUGGCUGAGUGUGUGCAAAGGAAAAGCUUUACAAAGGGUUCGUACUGCGGUCGAUUUACAAAAACCCUGCGAAGGUGAUAAGUUGGUCAAGCACAGUUCUUCAGCUGUUGACGUCGUAGCAAUGUUUUGUCAGCUUAGAGACUUUUGGAGAUUGCUCCAAUGGCCUAAAGCUCACUCAGUUUGUUUACUAUCCCAGCUGUUGGAUUGUAUAUGCUCGGCAGCGUUACUGUACGCCGACAUAACGUAUCAAGGUCUCAUGGAAACUGGCUAUUUUGACAGAUUGGGACCGUUCAGAAUAUGCGACGAAAUGUGCAUAGCCUCUAAUAACCUAGAAUAUGUAUAUAAAUUUGUGUUUCUGUUAGAAAAUUACUUCGAUUUUGUCACAUUAGAAUCUCUAACGCCAGAGAUGCAUUUUGCUACCCUGACCAACCAACUGGAUAGUACCCUAAGUCAAUUUCAGGUUAGAAUAACUGACAUAUUAAAGAGAGUAGGCCCUCAAAUGCAAGAGGCUUUGAGAAAAGCCAUGUUCCACGUCGCCUGGUCCCCAGAUACUCUACCAACACCACAGGCCGUGGAUCCUCUAUUCGACUACCUACACACGCACCUGAAAGUGCUGAAUGUGGCCUUACUCCCGCAAAAUUUUCAAAAAGUACUCUGUGAGGUAUGGGAAUACACUCUAGCAGAACUAAACCACCAAAUGGACGGUGGAGCUACCAGCGAAGACUUGCCAGCAAUGUUCCAUGAAAGGCUCCAUUCCGCUUUGGAGCUCAUGAUCGACUUCUUCCACGCAGAAGGACAAGGACUCAGCACUGAACUGCUUCACUCACCUACGUUCUGUCAAAUAGAACAGAGACUGCAGUACCACAGGACGGACACGGAGAAACUGAUAGAGAUUUUCUACAGUCAAAGACUGCACGAUCAGUAUAGCACAACGGCGACUCAAUACGGAAGCUUAGCAGUUAGAGCAUAUUUCAAUCAUGAUUCGUUAUGUGUUGAGGUUUUACAUGCUAGAGACGUAAUUCCUUUAGACCCUAACGGAUUUAGCGAUCCCUUUGUAAUCAUAGAGUUAUUGCCCAAACGAGUGUUUCCUCAUUGUAACGAACAACAGACCAACGUGCACAAAAAGACGCUACACCCAAUUUUCGACGAAUGUUUUGAGUUCAGCGUAUCAUUAGAACAAUGCAAGGCACCGGGAGCUAUGGUUGCCUUCACUGUCAUGGACCACGACGUUCUCACAGCUAAUGACUUUGCCGGAGAAGCUUUUCUCGCGUUAGGCACCAUUUCUGGAGUUGUUGAUAAUGCAUCAGUUGACAAUUUCCACGGGCUGAAACCCGUAGAGCUCACACUCAUGCAGCAGCAUAACAAAAAUAAUCCCAUCCUACAGAUACUCGAGUCCAGGAUAAACGACAGAAUGGCUGUCGAAUUUGUGAAAAAACAAAAACAGAGGUUUAGUACGAAGUAAAGUUAAUUUAUUAAACAUUACUGUCUAUGUAAUUACUUUGUAAACAUACGGCUUUCUUUAAAAGCUGUAUGGAAAAAUAUGAUAA